Messenger RNA from Schistocerca gregaria, 2976 nucleotides. RefSeq lists its product as uncharacterized. The transcript has 2 exons. The coding region runs from base 34 to 2214 and encodes 726 amino acids. The record is from RefSeq and is a predicted model, not a curated record. NCBI's taxonomy places the organism in Eukaryota, Metazoa, Arthropoda, Insecta, Orthoptera, Acrididae.
AACGGCACACGCUUCUUUUCCAUUCUACAUUGUAUGCAGAUACGGUGCUCGCCCAGUAUGAAGUCUAUAAUCUUGGUUUUCCUGCCAACAACUGUGGUUAGCUUGGUAGCUGCAGCGCCGAACAGUGGAUGGCACAAUGCAUUUUACGGCGAAGCACACUACCGCCUUGGCUCAUCACCACGACCCAGCAGCGAUCUUUACGGGUCCUCAGCAUACGUUUCGGAACUUGGCGACCAAGCGAGUAGGAAAACUUCGAUGAGACCACAAGAUACAAUAUACGCCCAACGGUUUCAGCCAAGCGCACAAAGGAACGUAUGGCUAAAGGACAUUGGCUCACAGGACACUCAGAGGCAUAGACAGUAUUGGAAACCUAUCCGUGCUGAUGACGGAGAGCGUGCGACAUGGAUGAAUGAAGAAAUUCCAGAAGGUGACACUUAUGUUCAUUUGUAUCAUCUCAGUGGACAAGGUGUAGAAGUGCCGCCUCCUUCAGGAAUCUCGCAGAAUGUGUGGAUACCCUACGGUCAUGUGCAUGAUACGUUACCACAGGCGUACGAUGCAGAUAAUCUGCGAGAUGAGGAUCUGUGGAAUCAUGAAGCAUGGCAACCCAUAUAUGGAGGGUAUAGUAGUGACGGUAAGAGGGGUUACUUGACAGAUGAUAUGAUCUCUGGUUUGCUGUCAAGUGGUAAUGAGGGUUCUGGGAUCAGGUAUACAGGGUCCAUGCCAGAUGAGGAUCCUUAUAGUGCAUACGGUAUAGAUCCUGAUUUAGUUGAUUACUUACCUCCCAGCGCUGUUCCAGUGUUUUUGAGUGAGCAGGGACAAGCGAACCCCAUUUUAGGUAUUACUGACACCUUUGCUACACAACAGACCAGUGGAGGAGGAAACCCUGUGUCUAGUGUGGAACAGCAAACUACACGGUAUGGUACAUGGGGAGGUGGCAUUUCAGGUGACUCUACUGGAGCUAGUGAACUGAGCAGUACAGCUAUGGACACCGACCUAGGAAGUGCCACCAAGAAGAAAGCCAGCACAGAUACCGAACCUAAAAAUUUCACUGCAGGUAAUCUCGGAGAUGCUGUUGGCGUUACUUACAUUGAUAGUGGCAACCUAACAGGGGACCAGGGCACUGGGGUCGAGAUACUCGGAGCCAGUAAAACUCAGACGGGACCAACAGGGGUGGAACACAACAGCGGUUCUAGUAACACUAGGGAAGAAGGUAUCGGAUAUGGUCUUGGAGAAGUUACUGGCAGUAGUGUAACAAACAAUAACGCUGGAGCUAACAAACUUGUCGACAGCACUGGAUCUGGUAAUAUAGGAGAAGAGGCGUUUGGUAGCAGUAUGUUAGGCGGUGGUUUAGGGCAAUAUGACUCUAGUGGAGUAGGCAGUAUACUACAAAAUGGAGGUGCACAGAACGGAACUGAAAGUGGAGGGACAUCUGUGGGAGAGUGGUCUGGAGGUAGCGCACUGGAAGAAAGUAACAUAGGCAAUGGAGUGCCUAACAUUGGGGAGAGUGAAGCAGCAUCUGCUGAUGUUGUCACAGAAGGUUAUAGUGCUGAACAUAAAGAGUCUGGAAGUAGUAUGACUCAAAGCAGUGGGGCAAAUGGCAGUGAAUCUGGGAAAAACAGUGUCAUAGGUACUACUGUUUUUCCGCCACCUGGAAUUGUGGAGAGCACAGGGAAUUUGGAUAACUUAUACAUAAAAAAUAGUAGUGUUGGAGAUGGCGGUUUGGGAGAGAGCAACCUUGGAAGUAGCGCCAUUAAAGAGGGAGAUUCUGGCCCAUUCAACGGCAGCUUUAAAGCUCCUGGUGCACAUGUUACUUCUCACGGAAAUGCAGAUAAUAUCGGCGCUGCAGACGGAAGCAACGGUAGUAGUGCUGGAAACGCCAGUGGAAGCCACAUCGGCGGUGGCGCUGGAGAGAGCAGCAAGGCAGGUAUCGCAGGCGUUGGAGCCUCUGGCGGAAACGGGAGGGAGAGGGCCGGUGCGAUCUUAGGAAACACGGGCAGUGUCAUGGGGAAUGGCAGUGCCAGUGGAAGCAGUGUUGCCAGUGGCACAGAUACAAAUAACACGAACAUCGCGGAACUUAUUCGACCAUUACUCAUUAAGUUUCCGGAUUCCACAGUAGCGGUGGCUGAAGCUUUUGCUGGUCUCGGACCAGACGGCAAGGUGCAAGCAUCUUCUUCCGCAAAAGUUUUCGACUCGAGUUCCAAAACGCAAGUGUGAUUUACUCGCCAAUUCCGCUGUUGUCUGAAGCAGGAUAUGCCAUGACUCGAUCGAAACAUCGCUCACCAUUGGAAUUAUGUGCUUUACUGUUGACACAACAACCUACUAGGCAAGUAGUGCAAAAGCCCGUUUGUUCUUCCUUCACAUCAGCAUCCGUUGUUUCCAAGACAAUAUUUUUAGCUGUAACUUCUUAAAGGAAUGUAUAAUACAGUGGCUUUGCACUGUAUUCUCAGCGAAAAUUUUAUAGCUAUGCCUGUGGUUUACGUGACGUACUGUGUGGGCGUUGGUCACGGAUCGUCGAGCUUGUGUAUCUGCCACUUAUAGAACAUGAUUUUCUUAGACGCAUCACGAGCCAGACGGUAACUGUCAAAGGCAGAGUUCAUGGACAUUUAUGACUCUCAUUUUUUUAUAGAUGUUCCUGCUGUAUAAUUGCUGUGGCACACUAGCGAUGGAACGUGAAAAGGAUGAGUAAGAACAAUUCGAUAUGAAAAUCAGAUGUACGGGAAAAGUUCUUAGGUCUGAUUACGAAUAUUUCUGGCAGAUGAGAGUGAUGAAGUAGAGAUGUUUAAUCCGAUUCUUGACCUACAGUGCUGAAUACGAGGACUAGAGAGAACACGACUGAUAACUGACUAGUUAUCUUGUAGUAUACAUCAGUCACUGUGAUAACAAACUGUAAUGCCUUCACAUUAGCUAAAGGCAAAUAGUAACUAUGAAUACGUGUACGAAUGUAAUUAAUUUAUUAAAACGUUUGGAUCAAACGUU